AUUGAUCGAUAUUUACCCCACACGUUCGUCAUUCAGCAAGCUUGUAAUUAGCUAAUAGACGCUUGUGGCCAAGUUCCAACGUCGAGCACCAGGUUUUGUGAUUUAGCUGUGUAUUGGCUCGGCGAGGUUCAACCUGAAACUGAGACAUGGGGUUCCUUAGCGGGCUAUCCGCUGUGCUCGCGUUUCGCACUGUUCCAACUACUAUCCUCAUAACAGUCAUCUAUGUGGCAGUCUUCAGCACUUUACUGGUCACCGACCAGCUCCCCUCUGUGCCCAAGCAUACACAGGGCUUGGAUUUUCAGCAGACAUACAGAGACUUACACGAGGUGGCCGCUCGUCCGCAUCCCUUCAACUCGCAUGCCAAUGUUUUAGUUCGUUCCUACAUCUUGAACCGAGUAAAAGAUAUCGCUUCUUCCUAUGACCAUGUCUCUGUGGAUUUCGACCUUUCUUCAAAUGCGUCUUGGGCUUCAGGACUCCUCUCCACCAACCCGUACGCCGUAUACUACGAGUCUGACAAUGUAUUGGUCAAGGUCGAGGGAAGCGAUAAGGGAUUUCAAGAGUCAGGCGGACUUUUGCUCAGCGCACACUGGGACUCUGUCAGCACCGCUCCCGGGGCGACAGAUGAUGGUAUGGGCGUAGUGACGCUUUUGAGCAUGGUGAAGUACUUUGCGGAGAACAGGCCAAGCCGGACGGUGGUCUUCAACAUCAAUAAUGGCGAAGAAGACGGCUUAAAUGGAGCGCAUGUUUUCAUGGAGCAUCCGUGGGCCAACAUCACUGAUACUUUCUUGAACCUUGAAGGUGCUGCGGCGGGAGGACGGCCACUACUUUUCCGAGCGACUUCUCGCGCUCCUCUGGCGUCAUGGAGCACUUCUCGUCCGCACGCAAAUGUCAUCACUGGCGACGCGUUUGCGCGUGGUGUUAUUCGCAGUGGUACAGACUACUCGGUUUACGAACAAGCUGGACUCAAGGGACUAGAUUUUGCUUUCUACCGCGGCAGGAGCAGGUAUCACACGAAGUACGACUCUAUCCCUGGUAUGACCGGUGACAAGAGCAAAAACGCGCUGUGGGCAAUGAUGGAAGGAACAUUGUCGUCGAGCGUCAUGCUUGCAAACGACGCAAAGGGCAAAACGAGGACCGAGUCAGUUGGACAAGGAAGUGAGCCGGUGUAUUUCGAUCUCUUUGGUGCGAUAAUGAUCGUGUUCACACUCCAAACUCUGUGGAUCGUAAAUAUCGUCCUCCUUACCGUCGGACCUGUCAUUCUUUUAACGUUGGUCUACUUCGAGCAUAUCAUCAGAGUCACGUCUCGCAUUCGUUCUGGAUACUAUCGCGCCCAACAUGCUGAUGCACACCGCGAGAGCUUUAUGACGCGUGCGUCGACGGAAAUAAAGCAUUUCCUGAAAAGUUUUUGGGUCUGGUCUAAAUUCUGGACUGCUUUGGUACUUGGUGUCGGCUUCCAGAUGCUUUUGGUGGUCGGGUAUGCGAAGCUGAAUCCAUUUGUCAUUCACACUCACCCUUGGCUUGUACUUGCGUCCGCCCUGUCGCUUGCUUAUCUCACGACAGUCCUCGCUCUCACUUUCCCACUGACGAAACAUGGCGUUGUCCCUGCUCCAGAACAGCAAAAGCUGUCUAUCCUCCUCCAUCAGUAUGUUCUAACAUGGGCGCUGCUCGUAUAUGCAACAUCAGUCGUCACGCUGGGAGGAACAUAUUUCAUAACUGCGUGGAACGCUGUGGUUCUCCUUGGAGCUGUGCUCGCGUGUGUUGAAGGUAUGACUGGUGCUCGGGGAUAUGAAGACGAGGAAGAGAUUGUUGGGGGUGGUAGGCAGAGGCGUCGCGUGCGAGGUAUCCACUACGAUGCCGUGGGCACCGCCGAGAAUGGCCAUCAGGAUUCCGAGAACGGGCACCAGCGCGUGGGCGUAAUUGAGGAAACCGAGCCGACAGAGAUUACACCUCUCAUCGCUCAGCGUGGCGAGCACGCGCCGUCAGGUGAAGAGCAGGGCGCUAUUGGCUGGUGGAUUGCCCAGUUGUUGGUUGUUGUGCCGCUGCCGGUUAUCCUAGUGUCUCAUAUCGCAGUCAUCUUAAUAUUCGCGAUGAAUCAGACGCUCACAGACGGAACCAGUCCGUUUGGUGUUUAUGGAGCGGUCUCGAUGCUGGCGUUACUCAUUGUUAUCCCCCUUGCACCAUUCAGCAUGAACAUGCAUCGCUGGCUGAACGGCAUCAUUCUCCUAAUAUUCGUCCUGUCAACACUCUACACCUAUCUGGUAUUCCCAUUCUCACAAGAAGCGCCACUCAAAAUCUAUUUUGCUCAAAGUGUGGACCUAGACACGUCUCGCGUGGUCACUGCACUGACUGGGCCUCGUCAAUUCCUGUCGACCGCCAUUAUCCCCCGCUUCCCAUCUGCAUUUGACCAAGCCAUCAAUUGUACGGAGGCUCCAGACAAGCUCGGCCUGCAGACUUGUAAAUGGGAGGUUGGGGAUGCGUUUGUGCCCUCUCCCGGUGGACUCAAGCGUCAUCUUGAGCAGGACCCUACAUCGCCCUUGGAGAAGGAAGGGAAGUGGGUAACCACAUCUAUCAAGCGCACAGGAUCAAACAGCGCGCGCAUCAAGGUACAGGGAUUGAAUACUCGAAGCUGCACUCUCCAGUUCUCCGGCAAACGCGUAAAAAGCUUCCAUCUUUCUGGCGACAGCGGAAAAGGUCUCCAAGGUGGUUCUGAGGUACCCGAGGACGGGCUCGAGCAAAUAAGACUGUGGAGUCGUGAUUGGGAGAAGGAGUUUGAAGUGGACGUUGAUUUCGCGGGAGGCGAGGAUGAAAAGGCCAAGGGGCGCGUGAGCUGUGGCUGGGCAGAGUAUGAAAGUGCUACGGUUGGUGGAGGGCGUACUGGGGGCAAGAUUCCGUCGCUGGAGGAGGUGCUCCUUUUCUUGCCGGAGUGGGCGGUCGUCACCAAGAGUUCGGCCGCGCUGUUUGACGCUGGGCGGGAUUUUGAGGUUUGAAUGCUAGGGCUUGAGAAGGCUGUGCAUUAUCUAUUGAACUGGUAUUUGACGGCUGAUCAUGUAGCCCAUGUACUGGGUGAUGCUUUUUGCCAGAUAGCAUUUACCAUUGCUUGGACCUUGGAUAAAUGAUCACGCGGAGGCUACGCCUUCACAGAAAUUUGGAACCUAUGUGGUCUAAUGCGGGCUUGAUGUUCUUCAGAUGCCUUCGCCAAAUGUUCGCGAUACAAACGCCAGCCGCGACGAGUCGUCGAUGACACGCAAUGUUUAAACAGGCAACACGUGAUACAUCACGUGGUAAUAUUAAGGCGUCUAAUAACAUUCA
Suillus clintonianus is the source of this 3309-nucleotide messenger RNA. RefSeq lists its product as uncharacterized. Lineage: Eukaryota; Fungi; Basidiomycota; Agaricomycetes; Boletales; Suillaceae. Gene Ontology annotation, molecular function: metalloexopeptidase activity. The coding region runs from base 147 to 2987 and encodes 946 amino acids. The transcript has 7 exons. The record is from RefSeq and is a predicted model, not a curated record. Gene Ontology annotation, biological process: proteolysis.